Messenger RNA from Cryptococcus wingfieldii CBS 7118, 969 nucleotides. RefSeq lists its product as hypothetical. Bases 1 to 969 code for a protein of 322 amino acids. Lineage: Eukaryota; Fungi; Basidiomycota; Tremellomycetes; Tremellales; Cryptococcaceae. The transcript is spliced from 3 exons. The record is from RefSeq and is a predicted model, not a curated record.
AUGUCCCACCUCCCAACACCCCCCUCCACAACGCCCCACUCCCCACCCACCUCCUCCACUUCCUCAUCCUCCUCCAGCUCAUCCACAUCAAGUUCAGCAUCAAGACGCAGACAAGAGAGGGAAGAAGAAGCAGCAAAGCACGCGCAGGAAGCUUGGUCUGCGUCGUCGAGUUUUCAUUCGGUGUUUGGGAAGAAGGGGAUGAACCUGAGUAUUGGGAGCGUCAGUGCGCUGGAGGGGUCGUGGAGGGAUGGGGCGCCGCAGGCGCAGAGGGAGAGUACGGCUAUUGGACGGGGUGAGGAGGCGCCGGUCAUUCUGGGAAAGGAGCAAGAGAAGAAGGGUUUAGGGGUGGAUGAGACGGGGGACGAUGGGGAUUGCCUGGGAAGGGUAGAUCUGGAGGGUAGCAAAGGUAUCUCCCAAUCGAUGGCCAAGGAUGAAAGCCGAGAGUUGUUGGCUAUACAAGUCCUGGCGCGGAUGAUGGAUAGUAGCAAAGGUCGUGAUAAAGUGCUCAAAAUGUCUCCUCCUCCUAACACCCCUCCACCCCCUAUCCGACCUCUUGUCCCCCGCCCCAGUCUCGGCGCCCGGAUCUGGUUCCUGACAACCCUCAUCGGCCUAUACAAACUCCACACUCAAACCAUCCCCGCCCUCCCCCUCCCCCUCCCCCUCCCCCUCCCUCUCCCACCCGUGCCAAAAUCAAAAUCAGCACCCGCCGUUCCUGAAAGAUUGCUCUCCCCGCAAGACAUUGCAAACCAGAGGGAAGAGGAGAGGAAGAGGGAGAAAGAGCGGGGCGAUGCGAGGUGGACGGGGAGAAAGUUGGUGGCGGAUUUGUGUUUUGUUUGUGAGCUCCUUCCUCCUCCUCCUCCUCCUUCCUCCUCCUCCUCCUCCUCCUCCUCCGACGACGACGAUCUUUCCUCCAUCUUUUGCUGGUGGUUGGGAUUGGAGAAGGUAAAAGAAGAGGGGGCUGAUGGGUGA